UGCGGGGUGGGGCGCCGCCUGCUUUGCAUAGGUUCUCACGCAAUCAGAAGGGCAGUAAAUAGUUGCAGGUAGAGGUGCUCACCUGGUGUCUGUAGGUGUGGGCUGCUGGGUCUUUUUUUUUUUAGUCCCGCUCUAGGGGGUUUGGUGUCUGCUUAGGGGGGAUUUCUUUAGUUCAGGUGCACUUAGAUCAGGGUUCUUCUUCUUCUUCGUCAUCUUCAUUUUCUUCUUCUUCUUCAUCAUCUUCAUCUUCAUCUGCUCCAACAAUGACGACGAGUCUCGACUACCUGGUGGUGUUCUUCUCCGCAACAUCUGGAGCCGGCGGGGAGCAGCUGGGCUCGGACGAGAAGGAGAUCAUCCAGCUGGCGUGGCAGGUGGUGGAUCUAGUCGACAAGAAGGCUGGGGCUCUGAAUGAAGUGCUGGUGAAACCCAGACAAGUGGAGCUGAGCGAUGAGUGUAAACGAGAGACGGGCUUCGAGGAGGAGCUGCUUUCUGCAGCCGAGUCUCUGGAGCAGGUCCUCAACCAGUUCAGCCAAAGACUUUGUAACGAAAUGAACGCUGGUGCUGGGGCAUCAUUCUGCUUAUGCACUGAUGGGCAGCUCCAUAUUCGACAAGUCAUCCACCCCGAAGCCUCAAACAAGAACAUUGUCCUCCCAGAAUGUUUCUACUCCUUUUUUGACCUGCGAAAAGAAUUCAAGAAAAAAUUCCCUGAGUCGGCAGAUCUGAAGGACUUGGAUGUUCAGCUCAUGGCAAAUUAUCUCAACAUAAAAGCCGACGUGCCAACCUGUGGAUUUGCGUCCCUCAAGGUCUGGAAUAUGGCCAACAUAAUUCUCGCCCUCAUCUCAGAGCCAAUCUGCCACAAGUUCUCCCACCCUGAAAGAGUAAACGAAAAAUUCGAGACUGGCACUUGCAGUAAGGUGGAGCGGGUGGAUGACAACACGGUGAUCCGCGCCCGUGGCCUCCCGUGGCAGUCCUCCGACCAGGAUAUCGCCCGUUUCUUCAGGGGUCUCAACAUCGCCAAAGGGGGAGCAGCGCUGUGCCUCAACGCCCAGGGCCGGCGCAACGGCGAGGCACUCGUGAGAUUCGUCAGCGAGGAACACAGAGACCUGGCCCUUCAGAGACAUAAGCACCACAUGGGGAACCGCUACAUCGAGGUGUAUAAAGCAACUGGGGAGGACUUUCUGAAAAUCGCUGGAGGUACCUCCAGCGAGGUGGCCCACUUCCUGUCCAAGGAGAACCAGGUGAUCAUACGCAUGCGUGGGCUCCCCUUCAACGCCACCGCCGACGACGUGCUGCUCUUCUUCACCCCCGCGUGUCCCGUCACGGGCGGCAAGGAGGGCAUCCUCUUCGUCAAGUACCCGGACGGGCGACCCACGGGGGACGCCUUUGUGCUCUUCUCCUGCGACGAGCACGCCCAGAACGCCCUGAAGAAGCACAAGGAGAUCCUCGGGAAGCGCUACAUCGAGCUGUUCAAGAGCACGGUGGCCGAGGUGCAGCAGGUCCUGAACAGGUACACGUCGGCCCCCCUCAUCCCCGUGGCUCCAGCCCCUAUCAUCCCCGUGAUCCCGCAGCCGGCCUUUGUCCCUCCGGCCGGAGUGCGCGACUGCGUGCGGCUCAGGGGCCUGCCCUACACUGCCACCAUUGAGGACAUCCUGGAGUUUCUCGGGGAGUUUACGGUCGACAUCCGGCCCCACGGGGUGCACAUGGUGCUGAACCAACAGGGCCGGCCGUCGGGAGACUCCUUCAUCCAGAUGAAGUCGGCCGAGAGAGCCUUCCUGACCGCCCAGAAGUGCCACAAGAAGACGAUGAAAGAGCGAUACGUGGAGGUGUUCCAGUGCUCCGCAGAGGAGAUGAAUAUUGUAUUAAUGGGUGGCACGUUGAACAGGAAUGGCUUGUCCCCGCCGCCAUGUAAGUUACGACGCCUGUCUCCACCUGCUUAUACCUUCCCACCCCCUGCAGCCGUCAUUGCCCCCGAGGCAGCCACCCUGUACCAACCGCAGGUCCUGCUGGCCCCUCGGCCCUUACAGCCGUCUGCUGCCUUCUACCCUGCCUCAACUCAGCUCUUCAUGAACUACACUGCCUAUUACCCAAGUCCCCCAGGCUCUCCAAACAGCCUGAACUACUUCCCCUCUGCAGCAGGGGGUCCGGCCCUGGCCACACAGCCCGGGGCUCUGGUCAGAAUGCACGGUCUGGCCUACAACGGCGGCGUCAAGGAAAUCCUCAACAUCUUCCAAGGCUAUCAGAUUCCCCCUGAAACCAUGACAGUGAUGAAUAACUUGUAUGGACAGCCCAGCAGCAGCAGCAGCAGCAGCAGCAGCAGCAGCAGUGAAGGCCUGGUGACCCUUCCGGCUCUCCUGUCGGCCAAGCAGCCAGUGCAAAACAGAAACCACGCACACCUCAGCACUUCCUUCCUGGACUUACAGCUGCUGUAGAUGGCGAAGGAUGGGCCAAAAAAAACACAUCAGCCAAUGGGAGAAGAGGACUCCCAACAGACAUGCUGAUGAGAUCCUCCCAGUCACACACCAGGAAAUUCAAAACCAGGAACAAAUAUUUACUGGAACUUUCCCAUUGGAUGUGAAUGUCAUCCUUAGGUAUGCAAAAUGUCUUAG
Molecule: messenger RNA, 2606 nt
Organism: Scleropages formosus (Asian bonytongue)
Lineage: Eukaryota; Metazoa; Chordata; Actinopteri; Osteoglossiformes; Osteoglossidae
Gene: esrp1
Product: epithelial splicing regulatory protein 1
Exons: 15
Coding region: 264-2429 (721 amino acids)
Molecular function (GO): RNA binding
Source: RefSeq, a predicted model, not a curated record